Molecule: messenger RNA, 618 nt
Organism: Phytomonas sp. EM1
Lineage: Eukaryota; Euglenozoa; Kinetoplastea; Trypanosomatida; Trypanosomatidae
Source: the annotation of a GenBank genome assembly
AUGUUCCUGCGCUCUCCCAUCAGGCGAACGUCUUUUCAUAGCUCUGUUAGCCUGUGCGGACUUGUACAUAAUGUCUCGCCUAUUUACCAGAAAGAGGGCACUUCCUCAUUAGAUUUUUUCCUAACUACGCAGCACUACAUCACAGCAAACCCUUUGUCAUCACUUGGUGGGCCCACCGCUACUACCGAGCUGCUCACUUCUCGGGUGCCUUCUUUAACCUCACCUCCCACGGUUCCUCCUCCCCGCCCCGGGACCGACAAUAUGGUGGAUACAUCAGCAGCUGCGUCUUCCCUUUCUUAUCAGGUUGAAAAAGAGUGCUACGCCCUCUGUUGUCUCGGCACAGCGGCCUUUAUUCAAUCCCUCAAACUCAUCAUGCAGGAAGAAACAAUUUUGUCAGUUGUGGGGUCAGCCCGCACGAAUACUCAGCGAACCCGGCUCGGUCCGACCUCUCACGCUACAAUUGUCGUCGUAUACCAGCAAAAGUUGCGCUCGACGGAGCACGCGUUGUGGUUCCUGCAUACCCCGACGAUGCCGCUUCUCAGCGCCCAGAGACAAUUGAGACGAGCAGUCUUUGGCCUGUCGGAUGCUACCCUUAGGGAAGAUAUUGCCAUGAAGUAA